Messenger RNA from Notothenia coriiceps (black rockcod), 3111 nucleotides. RefSeq names its product cannabinoid receptor interacting protein 1a (gene cnrip1a). The coding region runs from base 400 to 888 and encodes 162 amino acids. Gene Ontology annotation, molecular function: type 1 cannabinoid receptor binding. The record is from RefSeq and is a predicted model, not a curated record. Gene Ontology annotation, biological process: negative regulation of signaling receptor activity. Lineage: Eukaryota; Metazoa; Chordata; Actinopteri; Perciformes; Nototheniidae. The transcript is spliced from 4 exons. Gene Ontology annotation, cellular component: plasma membrane.
GGAAAAAGAGAACAUUAUCGUCUAGCCUUAACCAAAAUAUGUGCAUAUAUAUGUUUGUUUUUUUAUUAACAAAUAGUUGCACUAUCAUUUUCAUUGAAAUAUACAAACGUGCAUAUUCUUGUUUUUUGUCAAUUGCUAAAGAAAUAUAUUUGAUUCUUGGGUUCAGCAUUUGGUAAUUACAAUGGACAUUUUUUUAAAAUACAAUUAAGAAAUAAUUGAGUUGCAUCCAUGGUUGCAUCACAUGACUCUGGCCUUCAGACUUUUAUUUUGAAAGACACAACCGGAAGUCCCUUCGUGCCCUGCUUGACUGUGGUCCUCCUCAGCAUCACCGCAUCUUCCUCCGUCUGCUCCCCCAACACCGAGCACUGACCCCGUUAGAGACCCUCUGAACCCGGGAUAAUGGACGGUGUUCCCCCGAUCGUCGACAUCGCCAUCUCGCUGCGGAUCCAGCCCAACGACGGGCCCGUGUUCUUCAAGGUGGACGGGACCCGCUUCGGCCAGAACCGGACCAUCAAACUGCUGACAGGAUCCAAAUACAAGAUCGAGGUGGUGCUGAAGCCUGGAACCGUCGAGGCCAUCAACAUGAACAUCGGAGGCAUCGUCUUCCCUCUGGAGGAGCAGUCACGGGACGAGGAGUCGGUGGUUUAUCACGGAAAGUACGACACCGAGGGCGUCCCGCACACCAAGAGCGGAGACCGGCAACCCGUGCAAGUCGCUAUGGAGUUCAUCAAAGCCGGGACGUUUGAGACGGUCUGGCAGGCGAAGUACUACAACUAUUACAAGAGGGAGCACUGCCAGUUCGGGAACAAAUUCAACAGCAUCGAUUACGAGUGCAAGCCCAACGAGACGCGGACCCUCAUGUGGAUCAACAAGGAGUCCUUCAACUGAGCCGGCUCGUCCCCCCACAAACACACAGCAGAGGACCGGAUACCUUCCAACAUCAGCUUCACUAAACAAGGACAUGUCAGCGGGGGUAUUUGUGUUGUUGGGACAAGAUAGCUGUUUGCUAUGCUAUUCUUUGAAGGUUUUUUAUGUUGUUUUGAAGCUGCGGUGGUGCUUUCUGGCAGCUUCACAUGCCAGAAACAGGGUAGCUAAUAUUUAAACACCUAUACAGUGACGUACAUUAACUGCACACAGCGGGAUCAUGUCGGCCAACACGGCUGGUUUAAAAUGUUUUAUAUCAAAGAAAGCACGGAAGGGAAAAACCUAGGGAAAGAUCUUAGCUUGCAAAUGCAGUUUUCUCUCAUUUAUCUGUGUUUAAUGUUCAAACCAUCGUUUACUCUGUGUACAAAUACUUCCUUUCAGUAACUAAACAUCAAGAGAAGCAUCACAUGAAAAGUUACACAUAGCGUAACGGUUAAAGGAACAGUUGGACAUUUUGUGAAAUACACUUGUUUUCCAUCUCGUUUUAGAAGAUUUAUAGACAUUUAACCUCAGUUAUUCUAAUACAGAGAUAAGUCCAGGAUGUGUUAGCUUAGCGUAGCUAAAAGACUUUAGGCAGGGAAAACCCAUUUCUUACCUCUAUGUUCGAUUAUGUAGGAUUCUAAGGACUUCACUGCAAUGGUUUUUUCCAAAUCUGUGAAUUUCUGCCCAAAACUAACCUCUAUUUAAAUUCUUUAGACAACUGUCUCCUUCUUGAACCACCGCUGUUGUCCUGUGGUAGAUUAAACACAUAACCUGUAUCUCUGUACUGGAGGCGGUCAAAUAUGUCAAUCCUCUAAUCUCAUUCUGGAGAAGGAGGGAAGACAAAACCUUUUCAUUAUCCCAGAACUGAUCCUUUAAGUGGAAUUAAAUAAGCCUUUAAAUUGUAUGCAAUACCCCCUGAUAACUAAAUAUAUCUCUAGCUGUGAAGGACCUAUUGGAUGGAAGACACCUGUAGGAGAAAUAACUAUUUUAUCUUAUUUAUUAAAUGUGUGGAUGUGUCUGUGAGAAAGAAGAUGUGGUGUAUGUGAGCGUGGACAUCAUUGUAAUAGUUUUGACUUUUCUUAUGCGUUAUUUAUUGUGUUAUUUAAUGGAAAAAUCUGUUCAAACAAGGAGGUAGCAUGAAGGGAUGUUUCUUGUUCUUGCAGAUAACUCGACAAUUUCAGACAUGUUCAGAUUUUGCCAGUUGCAGAAAAUGUGAGUUUUGAGGCCGAAAGCAUUGAAAGUAUCUAAAACCAAUAAGCAGCAAUCUGUUUCUGGUUACUAAGACUAAGAACAACCAUACAGGUACAAAUCCGCCAAGAAUAGGAAAAAUAGACAGAAAAUUAAAGUCAGGUUUUCCAAAAGAAGCUACAUUUCUGUAGGAAUUUGAAAAAACUCACACACUGAUAUUUAACAGUGUGAGUGGAUGAUGGAGGAUGCUUCCUUUAAAUGAUAAGGCUGGUGUUACUCGACAUUUCAACAAAUCCCAUGAAAAGACCAAAACGUAUCCUCUGCUUUCCUGUCAGUCACUCUGAGCUCCAAGCUGAUUGGCCCCUACUGCUCACUUUAGUUAUUAACAAACAAACAAGAGGAAAUGGUGCAUUUAUUGGGGACUACUUUCAGUGGCAGAGGAAUCCACAUUUGGUACUUUAGUGAGUAUUUGUGGCAGCGGAACGGUGUGUGUGUAUUGGCUCAAAAUAAACAACUGUGUGUGUGUUCAUAAUAAAGGAACAUGUCACCAGGGCAUCAGUGAGGCUCAUUGAUGUGUUUUAAUAGUUUCUGAACAACAAUGGAGCUCUAUGGCACACAGGAAGAAGAUAUUUCAGGUUUUCGGGUCGUAUUAGAUAAAGGUCUAUUCUUAGGAUUUGUUGACAAAAAUAAAAGUACAAGACUGAAACGUUAAGCCUUCAAACACCUCCGUCUCUCCACCUGAAAGAGGACAAAUUCUUCUGUCUUUUAUUUUCAAGCACGAUGCUUAUUGCAGGCUGCGAGUGCUUCUCUUUCUGAGUCUUAUACCGCCAAGGACUCUCUGUCCUCUGUCCUCUGUCCUCUCCUGAAGUGCAUGGCUGGAUUCAUUUAUUUUGCCAAAUAUGAUCUGUUUGUUUGUUUUUUGUUAAGACAUCUCAAUGCAUAAACCUUGUUGUUUUGUUAUGUGUUAAAAUGAGGAGUAUAAAGUGUCUUUGUGAAUAAAACAAUAUACUGAAUCAA